Molecule: messenger RNA, 2079 nt
Organism: Dicrocoelium dendriticum
Lineage: Eukaryota; Metazoa; Platyhelminthes; Trematoda; Plagiorchiida; Dicrocoeliidae
Source: the annotation of a GenBank genome assembly
AUGCGUGUCGAUUGUGUCAUUGUGGCUCAUUUUUACCCCCCCCCCCCCCUCCCCCAAUCGCAGACGGAUCGAAGCAACUUGCAGGCUGCGGAAAAACAACUAGCCGAAGAGCGCAAACAGCGUGUCGCUUUGGAGCAACAAUUGUCAGCUCGACAGCAUUCGCGCAAGGCGCGCAAGGAGCUUGUUUCCUCCAGUGCCUCUGGACCGCCACCGCCUUCACAGUGCACCGCUGGCAAGGGAACGAGUACAAAGUCGGUUACUUGUGUCUCGCGUGGCAUCUCCACCAGUUCACCGAAUGGCGGAGACGCAUUUGUAUCUUCUUGCACUGGUGGUGGAGAUGCGUGCGCUGCUCGUGUGAAGGAGCUGGAGGCGGAACUACACCUGUUGUCGUUGAACUUGUCCGCGAAGGAUUUGCAGUUGACAGCUUUGAAGGACAGCCGCGCUUUGCACAUCGUUAAUGGAUCGGAUGGAAGCGACAGAUCUGCUUCACACGACGACCGCCCCAAAUCGUCCUCUACGAUGAACCGUUUGGGUGCUGAGCACUCGGAGAAAGAGGAGCUUCUAUCCAAGUUACGCUGCUUGCAGGAGGAAAAUCGGCGAAUGACCGACACGUUGAAGGAGGAGGACAAGAUGAAGCAAGAAUUGAUGACAGCCUAUCACAGUUCAUUGCGAGAGAUAACCGAUUUGAACGCUUCGCUCACGAGAAAAGAAUUUCAAAUUGUGGAACUGAACAUGCGUUUGGAGGGAUUGACUCCGCACUUGUGUGAUUACCUAAACUUGCAGAACGGGCCACUCAAGUAUUUCCCAAAUCAGGGAACAUCCUCAGGUGACAAUUACACCAUGGGUCAAUACCAUCCUCUUCGCACUGCACAGCCUCCAGACCCGUCGUCCUUGCGACAUUCCGGUUCGAAUGCAAAAGCUGUUGGUCGACCUUUACUCACUAAUCGCGGGCUUCACGACGGUCGUUCUGCACGUACUCAACCGAAUGGUCUGGAUCACUCUUUAGCUGUUGGCUGCUUCAAUUCAAAGAUGGGUUACACUUACCCUGUCUAUGGAUCCGGCUUCUUGGACGGAACUGGAGUGCCUGUGACCGAACGACCUCCAUGUAUUGGGGACAAUUACUCUCAACUUACUAUGCCAAACGGAAGUGGCAUUCCACCGCAUACUUUUGACAGUUCUUAUUCAGGAUUUCUCAACGCCUCUGACAAUGGACACCCCUGUGCCAAAGCUCAGCUGGGUCAGUCUCCCUUUUUCGGACGUCCACCCGCGACCCAUAUGUCUGACGACUUCAACCGAUUCGGUUCUCCUCAUUUGGACUCUGUUUAUUCCGGCGGAUCACAUCCCUCUUCGAUCUCUUCCCCGUUUUAUCACCAAAGCCGUCAGGCAUCUACCGUGUCAAAUCCAACCACUGCAUAUCCGGACCUUACAACCAGAAUGUUACCUAUGGGGAACGCAGCGCUUAAUUCCUCCCUACACCCGUCCACCGUAUCAUCACCAAUUAUGCUUAACACGAAUGUCAGUCGCACACUUCUCAGCCCUCAGUCACUUCGGUGCGAUUUUCAAUCGUUCUCCACCGGAUGCACAACUGCUGUCGGACCCUCAGAGUCCAUGAUGACCACUGCCACUGAUCCGAUUCAUUCCGGGUUGUUGCAUUCGCCAUCUGGCCUGGAAUUUCCCACUCUGGAUUCGACACCAGCGAACUGUUCUAUCAGUUAUUUGCUGGAGACCAUGACUUCAGCUCGGUCGGGUGAUAACACUCUCCCCGUCAGUGCUCGCCAGCAACUUCCCCAUGACAUCUUUUGCGGUACGAAUACAGGUCGUGUCCAACAACAAAGCACUUUUAUGUCCUCUUCUUCAGAUAAUGUAAACGCUUUUCUCCCAGUUACUGUAUUCUCAGGAGGUUCGAAUGCUCUUAACUUUCUGAGAACAUCCACAAACAUGGAUUCUACUGUUACCCAGUCAGGCGAUUAUCAUCCGUCGAACGAGAGCGCUUUGGACUCUGAAUCAAAUCUCAGCCUACGCAGCGACUCCUGCAGCACCACUCCCACCCUCGUACCCUCUUCAUCGGACGACGUUUAA